Molecule: messenger RNA, 2118 nt
Organism: Sesamum indicum (sesame)
Lineage: Eukaryota; Viridiplantae; Streptophyta; Magnoliopsida; Lamiales; Pedaliaceae
Product: putative protein phosphatase 2C 66
Biological process (GO): protein dephosphorylation
Molecular function (GO): protein serine/threonine phosphatase activity
Source: RefSeq, a predicted model, not a curated record
AAAAAAGUCAUUAAAUCCAUACCUACUCGCACCUCACUCACCUGAAUCUUGCCUUUUUCUCUCUCUAGCCCCCACCCCACCUCUCUUUCUCUCCUCCCGUUCUCUCACCAUUAUAUGUUUUUUAAGUUUGAUCAAUUGGGUGUUUUCUUGUUCUUGUUAGUUUUGAGCUGGGCAAGAAUUUGAGGGGAAGAAGGACCUUAAUCUCUGGGUGGGUUUUGACGUAAAUGGGUAUUUGUUAUUCAUCGGCUGAUGGGAAGAGAAAGACGGAGUGGGAGGCCGGAAAUGAUAAGGUAGGUGCCAAGUUGAAGAAGGGUACAUCUGGUGAUUUUGCCACCUUUAUUAGUAAGUUAAGUGGCGCCGUUGUGGCGGAGGAGCAGGCCCUGCGUCAAAUCCCAGGUCGGCUGUUUGCGAAUGGGGCGAGUCGCAUCGCUUGCUUGUACACUCAGCAGGGCAAGAAAGGAACUAAUCAAGAUGCCAUGAUCGUUUGGGAGAAUUUCUCUGCGGGAAGUGAUGCAAGUGCAACUUUUUGCGGAGUGUUUGAUGGCCAUGGUCCUUACGGUCACAUGGUUGCGAGGAAAGUGCGCGAUGCUCUUCCAAUUUUACUACGUUCUCAGUUGGAAACUAAGCUUGAAAAUGACCAAAAUCAUGCGAACAAGAAUGGAAAUUUUGAAGGGAUGAGGCGUUUUGACGACUUCAUGGAUGAGGAUGGCUGUGAAUCAAUGGAAGCCGAGGACACCGAUAAAGUCCCUGAGAUGUAUGUUCCACUCAAGAAGUCGAUAUUAAAGGCUUUCAAGUUAAUGGAUAAGGAACUGAAGUUGCAUCCUACGAUUGAUUGCUUCUGUAGUGGUACAACUGCUGUGGCUUUGAUAAAGCAGGGUCAGGAUCUUAUAAUUGGAAAUGUUGGUGACUCAAGAGCAGUAUUGGCAACCAGAGAUAAGGACAAUGCUUUAGUUGCUGUACAGUUAACCGUGGACCUGAAACCUAAUCUUCCAAGGGAAGCUGCUAGGAUUCAGAAAUGUAAAGGGAGGGUUUUUGCCCUGCAAGAUGAACCAGAAGUUGCACGUGUAUGGUUGCCUAAUAGCGACUCCCCCGGAUUGGCCAUGGCCAGAGCCUUUGGGGAUUUCUGUUUGAAGGAUUUUGGUUUAAUUUCCAUCCCAGAUGUUUAUCAUCACCAUAUUACUGAGAGAGAUCAGUUUGUCAUUCUUGCCACUGAUGGGGUGUGGGACGUUCUCUCCAAUAAGGAAGCAGUGGACAUUGUGGCCUCAGCUCCUGGCCGUGGUACAGCCGCCAGAGCCCUUGUUGACUGCGCUACUAGAGCAUGGAGGCUUAAGUACCCAACAUCAAAGAAUGAUGACUGUGCUGUUGUAUGCUUAUUCCUUGAACACGUUUCUGUCGCUGAUGUGCCUCAAGCACAUAAUGACCCGGCAACUGUUCCUGAAGAGGCAAACAAGGUCCCGAAAGAAGAAGUGGAGAAGGUUUCUGCAGCAGUUGACUUUGAGGACAAAAAUGUCAAUGCUGCAGCUUCUCAUGCUUCUUUCAUUGUGCCUCAAGGGACAAUGAAAGAGUCUAGCGAGAUAGUGCCAGUUGUUGAGGAAGUGGACGAGAAGCCAAUUGAUAAGACUCUUGGUCAGUCUAAGAGGAGCUUAGCUGAGUGUCUUUCGACUGCAGAGGACGACGAAUGGUCAGCCCUUGAAGGCAUCACCCGAGUCAAUAGUCUGCUUAGUCUCCCCAGGUUCUUGCCUUUCGAUAAACGAUCAAUGAGCUGGAGAAAAUGGUUGUGAAAUAUGUAAAGGCCAUGCUGAUACUGAUUAGCGGGCACACGUUUUGCCUUAAGAUCAUGCUAUUUCCAUUUGUCGAGGAUGCUGUAUGAGAAUCUGAUAGCAGUAAUUAAGAGCACCGAGCUUGUUCCCCGAUUCCAAGAUUCAGGUCAAGAAGCAUUGUGUCGAGUUCAUUGUGCAGCUGAAAUUUUUCCCCAAGUUAUUGAAAGUGUCUAUUCGAUUCACCGCAUGCGUAGUGGCUGUAGGCUAUCAGCUUAGUUGUUUGGUAGGAGAAGUUUUGUAUGUACUGCUAUGUUUACAACUAUAAAUAUACUUAUAUAAAGAUUAUGCUUUUCUGUAA